CAUUAUCAUCUCUCUGAACGGUGAUUCGAGCAUGAUCGGCGGAUUCCCAGAAGAAUGUUCGGAAAAAUUAUUCGGGUCGCUUGUUUCCCCACGAACGUCGCAGAUUAAUCUUUCUGCGAUUAUCGAAAACAGAACGUUUCUUCUUGUGUGCGGUUUCACAUUUCGCAAAAUUGUUUAUCCAACGCUGUGAUGCAAAUAGAUGACUGAUUCUCAUUGAAUUAGAGGACCUAUCGUAUUGACGCUAAUUAAAAUUCGUAGUAUCUCGAGACAAAUUUUGUGACAGAUAUUUAAAUUCGAAAUCUCGCUUUCUUGGGAGCCACAGCUUGAUACAAAUUUGGUCAAGGACAAACAAAUGAUUGUCUGACACACGAGUGUGUGUGUCUUACGAUAUCAACAGUUAUAUACGUUCAGUUCCAAUCAGUGCGUUGAAGGUGAAACAACUGCGAAUCGAAAAGAUGGAAAUUGAUGGGCCUAAAGGUUCUCUCAGACGAUUACGUUCCCGAUUGGCAGAGGAUGGUUGUCCAGAAUCCCAAGUGAUUUUGGCCAAGCAAUUGUUGGAAGAACGAUGUGAACUUGACGUCGACAAAGAAGAGAAUGCGAAAUUGAGCGUUUAUUGGCUAACAAAAGCUUCGGAACAAGGAAAUUUGGAGGCAACCGAUAUUCUUAGAAAGUGCCUGGCCACAGGCCGUGGUAUUACGGAACACAACUACUACGACGUGAAAAGUUGUCUGGACAUGACGCAGGAUGAGAAGUUGGCAAGAAGAGCAGCAAGAGAAAUGUUCAUGAGCUUGUCAAAUGGCGAGGACUUUAUCACCACAGGACAGCUGCAAAAACAUAUGAGGGAUUUGUCGUAUCCGUCAACUAGCAAAGCCGAUUGUUCUCGCACGAAUAACAGCAACUCCAGCAACUCGUCGCAAAAGAGACUGAACGACAGUAAUAACGAUGGCUUUCCCAAAAACGGACUUCCUGACGAAACUUCACCCAAGAAGAACGAAGAUCAAACAAACGAAAUUCACGAGUGGCCGGACCAAGGCGAGAAGAUCACCGAAGCUGCUCUGGUAUCCGCAGCUACGAGCUACGCGCGCGGAAUGCUUCCGGUAGUGUCGCAUGCUCUCUGCAUGGUGGAUCCGUCCGAGCUGACACUGGACACUGUACCGCUUUUGCAGAGACCGUUGAUUCAUCCGUUCGCGUCGCUGAAGCGUUUCUACAGUUGGCUCGUCGAGACUGUGAGUCGCAAAGGCGCGUCGAUCAAAAGGAUCCUCUUUACGUCGAAUCUACACAUUCUUCUUCUACUUUUGCUAUAUUCCUUACUUGGCACCGAGAGCCUGUUACUUUUUAUACCCAUAGCCCUCUACUAUCUGUCGUUUGUGGUUAUGGUAGUGGCCACUUUCCAAGUGCUUCAGCGGAAGCGUGAGUUCAACAAUUUCCGCAUGUGGUCGGGUUUGUUUUUGUGUUAUUCCGGCGGCAAUCUGAAUCCCGAGGAAGCGGAGUAUCAAUUCUGUCGCAACAACCUCAAACCUUAUGGACACUUUUUCCUCGCUCUUUUGCUAAAUCUAAUGAUCUAUCCUCUGAUAGCUCACCAAUGGACACCGCAGUCCGAAUUUACCGUGAUAGCGGUUGCGCUGACGCUCAUCACGCUCUACAACUUCAUAUGGAAGGACUCAUCGCGUUAUCCCGAUUUCCUGGCGCUCUUUAGCUUCGGCGUGCAUGUUCUCGCCAAGUAUCCUUACGAGAUGGACAUGGUCGUCGCGCAAGGUUGGAGAUUUCUGGACGUUCGAGUGCCGACAUUCGCGUCGUACGUUGUUGGUAACGGCAUCGAGUUUUGUCUCAACUUCCGAGUUGUGUUUUAUCUUCUAAUACCGGCGGUCUUCGCGAAGAUGGCCGCGAGAGACAACUGGCGCGGAACGUAUCGAACUCUGAUACCUCACUGCGUCACGCUAAGUUGGUGGCAAAUAGCGAUCUUCAGUUCUCAAAGCGCCACGUGGUACGGUUUAAUCAGAGGCGCACUUGCGCUCGUCGGUAUGGUUCUGUUUCUUCCAAUCGCGGGUAUAGCUUCGAUCAUUUUGCCGAUCGUAGCCGCCGCUAAAUUUUUGUCGGAGAACGACCUGGCGAUGAGGAUAACAAUUACCACUGCGCUCGGAGGAUUGCCAUUUGUGUUUUCGUGGUAUCUGAGAAGAACCAGAACGUCGAGGUUUAACUGGAUCAUUACACUCGUUCAAAUUGUUCUUGGUGUUGGCGCUGCAACUUUCUUAUCGUGGCCGAUGAUAAUGGAAUACAAGCAGGAGUCUGACGUGGCGUCGUACGAAAUCGCUUCCACCAUAACGUGGGAUCAGUAUCAAAACUAUUGCCAUCAACCAGCGUGGGAGGAAUUGUCGUCGAAGGCGCAAGUGCAGGUGGAGUGCGCACAAUUGGAAGGCAUAGCCGUUUCCUGGGAAGGCUACGUAACAAAUAUCAGAUUAAAAUCGGUAAAGAACAACAUCGCGGUCAUAGUAAAUAGGCUGCCUGACAAUAUCAGAACGUUAAUCAGCUGCAUGUACGGAGAAGCUUACGAGGAAAACUGUAAUACGGGCGACGAGAUUCGAAAGAAGAACUGCAAGCACAUAAAAAAUAUUCAGAAGAAAAAACACAAAUGUCACUUUCCAGCUUGGGAUCAGUACGAGUUCGAGAUUACCGUGAAGAUGAAAAACGGUAUAUGGGGAAGCACGACGGAGAUAUAUCUCGUUGCGGAUCAUUCUUUCACUAAUUUCAGUCUUAACAUAUAUCCGGGCGACAAGAUUUGGUUCUCCGGGACUCUGUUGAAUAACGGUUUGGAAAACGAAUCUCUUCUCGGUGGUGCUGAAUUACAUAUUGCUCUGGAAGAGGCGGGAUGUCUCGCUUGCAACUCCGUCGAUCUAAAAACGUCCUACAAACGUCACAGACAUCGUGUUACCGUAAGCUUUAUCAUCCAUCUUCUCUGGCUCAGCUUAAAGACUGUACUAAACUUUUUAUUCAAUCCGAUUGUGAUGUUCAAAUGAUCACGUUCCUGAAAUCACGUGACUGAAUGUCUUAGAUCUCUCUAGCUUCUCUCAAGCUUGAAACUACAAAUUAAAAAAACUAAUUUUUUAUGGCUCUAAGAUGUUUAAUCGAAUAAAAAGAAAAAGAAAGAAAAGCCAAUGAAAGCCAAACAUAAGAGGGUACAAUGCUAAUACACUAGAUAGAUGUUUCGAGUCCUCUUUCUUCAAGUUAUGUCAGAAAAGACAUUAAUUUAAAAUGACAGUAUCCACAAUUAUAAGGUGUUCGGUGAAUAAUAUCACUUCGUGUCGCGCGCCUAGCAACCGUGAGCGCGCGAAACGCCUGAAUCAUCUCGUGCAGGUGUGUUCUCAUCUGCGGAUCUUUAUAAAUUAAUUAACUCAUUAUUAAUUUUGCGAAACUUGCAAAAUGACAAAGUUUUCGACUCAAGUACAACUUCCUCUAUCUGCCAACAAGAAGUGAUGUGAUUAUUGCCGAACAACUUGUAUAUAAAACAGAUACUAGAAAACUAUUUUCUUACAGUUAUUAAGACCAACUAAUUAGAACAUUUGGCUUUCUUUGGUCUUCCUAUUCAUUCUUAUUUUUUAAACUUGAUUUGACAGACCGGAGUUAGUCAUUCCUUAACUUACAGUGUGUAGAUUUGAGACAUAAGAAAUCUAUUGUUUAGAAUAGAUGUGGCUCCGAGUCAUCAAAGGUGUCUGAAGACACUUCUUAAUGGAUUGGCCGGCGAGCCCAAAUAGGUGUCCGAAGAACGUGAAAGUCAGAUUUUAAUCAGAUUCAUCAGAAUUUGGAUUUUUUUUUUUCUGAUUAUCGAGUGCAAAGUAACUGAGCUUUGAAUUGCUCCAGUAAAUUUCAUGUACAUUUAUUCUUACUAAAAAAAAGAAAACAAAUUAUAUAAUAUUCAUAGAGAAUUUUAUGCGGUAUCGAAUUAAAUUAAAUUAUCUGAUUAAAAAUGUGUAUAUACAUACACUUUGUAGGAUAUAUCAGUUACCUGAAUAUAACAGCUUUUAGAAAGUAAAAUGUGUACAAUACUAACGAUCGUGUACAAGUCUAUAUACAUCGAUGUUAAGUGUUUUAGAUUUACGAAUAUAUUAAAUGAGCAUAUCUGUCUAUAGUGUCUAAGGACAGUUUCGUGUCGUUGUAUUACACAAAGGACAAUAGGAACCAAGUAGCGAAGAGAGAUAAAAAAACAAAAAAAAAAAAAAUUGGAUAUAUAGAUGUGCCUUGGUGUGCGUGUGUGCGUUUUUCUGUUCGAAUAAUUUUUAUCGUUAAUAAUAAAAAAAAAGUAAUCGAUCUGCUUCUUCCAAGCGAACGAAUGGAAUUUGAAUAUGUUGUAAGUCGCGAAUUCUGACGUGCAAAUGUAUAUUUUUCUCAUGAAAUAAUGUUGUAACAAAAAUACAGUGUCGGAAUUCACAAAAGUACCUCUUUACUCCAAUAUUAGUAUUUAAGUUCUCUAAUACCUCGUAUCUCUUCUUACGGAAAAGAAGUGAUAUUUUUUUAAUUAGUAUUUAUAGGAGUUGUAUAUAUUUAUAUAGACAUAUUUAUUUUAUGUA
Pseudomyrmex gracilis is the source of this 4562-nucleotide messenger RNA. RefSeq names its product wolframin (gene wfs1). NCBI's taxonomy places the organism in Eukaryota, Metazoa, Arthropoda, Insecta, Hymenoptera, Formicidae. Gene Ontology annotation, molecular function: protein binding. The transcript has 6 exons. Gene Ontology annotation, cellular component: endoplasmic reticulum membrane. The record is from RefSeq and is a predicted model, not a curated record. Gene Ontology annotation, biological process: calcium ion homeostasis; endoplasmic reticulum unfolded protein response. The coding region runs from base 456 to 3014 and encodes 852 amino acids.